This is a messenger RNA of Cryphonectria parasitica EP155, 227 nucleotides long. RefSeq lists its product as uncharacterized. The transcript is spliced from 3 exons. Lineage: Eukaryota; Fungi; Ascomycota; Sordariomycetes; Diaporthales; Cryphonectriaceae. The annotation marks the transcript as partial. The record is from RefSeq and is a predicted model, not a curated record.
AUGCAAGCAGCGUGCGAGAAGCGUUCAGAAGAGAUUCAGAGCAUUCGAGUUGCUAAGCUAGAGCAUACAGCGAGCAAGCAUAUGCAAGCAGCGUGCGAGAAGCAUUCAGAAGAGAUUCAGAGCAUUCGAGUCGCUAAGCUAGAGCAAACAGCGAGCAAGCACAGUAUUGAGCAAGCAGUAUGCAAGCAGCAUGCGAGAAGCAUUCAGAAGAGAUUCAGAGCAUUCGA